Molecule: messenger RNA, 2047 nt
Organism: Malurus melanocephalus (red-backed fairy wren)
Lineage: Eukaryota; Metazoa; Chordata; Aves; Passeriformes; Maluridae
Gene: TMX1
Product: thioredoxin related transmembrane protein 1
Exons: 8
Coding region: 20-871 (283 amino acids)
Source: RefSeq, a predicted model, not a curated record
GCGGAAAGGGGGGGUGAAAAUGGCGGCGCUGAGGCGGCCGCUCUGCGCUUUGAGGGCUCCGCUCUCCGCUCUGCUGUGCCUGGCUCUGACCGCCGCCGCCUGGGCCAGACCGAGCCCCGUGAAGGUGCUGUCGGACGGAAUGUGGCGGGAGCUGCUCCAGGACGAGUGGAUGGUGGAGUUCUACGCGCCCUGGUGUCCCGCCUGCGAGAGCCUGCAGCCCGAGUGGGAGAAGUUCGCCGAGUGGGGAGAGGACCUGGGGGUGAACGUGGCCAAAGUGGAUGUSACGGAGCAGCCGGGGUUAAGUGGACGAUUUAUCAUCACAGCUCUUCCUACCAUCUAUCACUGCAAAGAUGGGGAGUUCAGGAGAUACCAGGGAGCAAGGACUAAAGCUGCCUUCAUUAAUUUCAUCAGCGACGAGGAAUGGAAAUCCAUUGAACCAGUGUCGUCCUGGUUUGGUCCUUCCUCUUUCCUGAUGAGCAGCAUGUCAGCCUUGUUCAAGUUGUCCAUGUGGAUCAGGCAUGGCCAUGGCUACUUAACAGAAAGUCUUGGAAUACCAGUCUGGGGCUCCUAUGCUGUUUUUGGUUUGGCAAUUCUGUUCUUAGGAAUGAUCCUGGGACUUAUGAUGGUGUUCCUGGCAGACUGCAUCUGUCCCUCCAAAAGGCACAGACCACCACAGUAYCACUCUCAGUCAAGAAAACAAGGCCCAGAGUCAGCUCAGCUGCUGAAAAACAGRUAUGAAGAGCAGGAAGCAGAUGAGGGAGAUAUCUCAGAUGAUGACACAGAGGGUAAGGAGGGCAACAAGAGAGACUCAUCACCAAGUGCUGUCCGGCAGCGCCCCGUGACCACUGCUGCUCCCCUGGAUAAAUCUUAGCUGCAUUUGCAWGCAGGAUUAGUGUUUGAGUCAUCCACUCAAAGGGAGAUCUGUGUCAAAUCCUUCAGCUUGAAGAGAAGAAUGACUCCUGGCGUGAUAACGUUGCUGCAUUUCAUGAAUUCAGAGGAAAUUUUUUUAAAAAAGCAUCUUUGGCAUCAGGUUUUGAAAAGGAAAAAUUGCUGUUGCAAAUGGCUGUAACUUCUCCUGUCUGUGUGCAGAGAAGUGCCAAGAAUUGCUGUGGCUUCUGGAAGGACUUGUUCCCCAGGGAUUUUGUUGAAGAAAAUGUAAACSAGAAUACUUGUUGCGUUAGGGAUUGUUAGCAAGGAAAAUGCACUGACCUGGUUGGUGGUGAAGCAUUCCAAAAGGGUUCCCUGUUUUUAUACUGUUUCCUUAGUAUAAAUCUCUAGUUGUGCCCUGAAGAAAUGCUGAGGGGAAAAGUUCCUUUAGUUAUGGGACUAAAGUUCCUUUAGUUUAGGCUUUCUAUGUGACAAAAACUGCUUUUUGCUAUGACAAUGAGUGCUACAAACCCCCCAAUCCUUUUUCUUACAAAGAGCUGAUGGAAMUUAGCACAAACACUCCAUAGUGGGAUUCUCUGGCUGACCAGGAACCUGCUGUUUGCAUCUUCCAGAAAAGGCUGUAGAAAACCCUGWGAGCUUCUUGGCAAAGUAGUUUUUCUCUAGGAACAAAUGACAAGUAGCACCUUGAAGUCUUGUCUGUCUCUAUGAUUCCAYGUGGGAAUAGUUUACACGCAGGGUCCUCUGUGCAAAUCCUCUCCAUUCCUCCUCCUGGGUGCCAGCAGGACUCUGCUUGUUUUUAAUCCAUCAUUUCUUAGUCAAAUCUUACUGCAAAUCCAUGCAGGCUGUACCUGUCCUGAAGUUGAAACAAUUUGACAGAAACUUUCCUUUUUUCCUGUUUUCACAAAACCAUUUUGGAACAUUAAACYUUAUUUUUUUCUUUAAAAAAUGUAGUUUACUCUUGUCUGUAUGGUAUUGGUUUUCACUCUGUAUAGAAAUAAAAAGAAUGCACAUGUCCAUUGGACCAAUGUUGUAAAGAGUUUUCCAUAUUCUCUUAAUUAAAUUCCAAAGUUUUUGCAAGGGAAGAAUGAGCCUAAUACUGAGCACAUUUAGAUUUUUUUGACAAACCUGUUCCUGAUUUUUUUUUUGUUCAGCUGUGGGU